GACAGCAUUUUUCUUAGAAGCUACGGUCACACCACAACUCAAGAAUAGUUCAAACAGCAAUUUAUUUGUAAUGAAUAAAAGGCUGUGCUGACGUUUUCUUACAUGAGGCCAUGCAGCGUUCCCGUGCGAGCAGCACGAGUAGUGGACGCGUCUCCCACAGCCAGACGCCGAAUCAACAACAGCAACAACAACAACAGCAUCAGCAGCAACAACAACAGCCGCUUGAGGCACUCAAAAUAAUCGUAAUACAUCCGGGAUCGCAGUAUUUACGCAUAGGACGAGCAGCUGACCUCAAUCCGCUGACACUACUUCAUGCCGUUGCCUACAGAUGCCACAACAACGACAACAACGAUGCUGCACUGCAGCCGCAUCAUGAUCCAUUGCUCCCACCGCUGGACAACGCAACGAAUGCUGGCGGCAAGCUACAAACAGAGUUCGAGGAGCAACGUCUGGCCGUCUCGAGGAUGCUGCAACAUUGCAUUGUCGAUGAACAGAAUCGAUUGCGAGUGGCGACGCCGCCGCAGCAAUUGGCGCACUUUAAUCGGAGCAGCGUCGCGGAGCAAGUGACGCCAUCUGAAGCUGACGAAGACACCGACACCGAAGAUGCCAAUGUGUUGUACGAUGAGCAGAUACUCCGGCUAACUGCUGCCGAGGCACGCAACUAUGACAUUCACUUUCCCAUACAGCGAGGCGAGUUAAAUGUUCACGCCGGACGGGGAGGAUCGUUGCAGGCGACGCUGUCGCAUGUGGAGCGCAUUUGGACGCAUGCCCUCGAGCAGCGUCUGGGCAUUGCGAGACGUGACCUGACCACACACAGCGCUGUCCUUGUGGUUAACGAUGUGUAUGUGCGACGCCAUCUGCGGGAACAAAUGACGCUGCUGCUGCAACGGAUGGGAUUCCAGCGUUGCUUCCUCGUCCAGGACAGCGUGGCAUCCACGUAUGGUGCCGGCCUUGGCUACGGUUGUGUGGUGGACAUUGGUGCCCAAAAGACAUCGAUUGCCUGCAUCGAAGAUGGCAUCUCUCAGCUGGAUGCACGUGUGCGUCUCAAUUAUGGUGGCGGCGACAUCGAUCAGGUGCUCUUGAUGCUGUUGCGCAAAUGCGGAUUCCCCUAUCGCGAGUGCAGCGUCGAGACGAGCUAUGCGGAUGCCCAUCUGCUGGAUGAGUUGAAGCAACGUUUCUGUCAUCUGCAUGCGAAUGUUUGUGGUGCCCAGGAGCAGCAGUUUACGCUGCGCAACGAGGCGGGCAAAUGGCUACGCUACACUCUGCAGCUGGGCGAUGAGGUGAUCAUGGCACCGCUGUCGCUCUUCCACACCGAGCUGCUCAACAUCACCGGCAAGACGAGAGCGGUGCACACACAACAAUCGGCACAGGAGCAAUACGAUUGCGAGGAUUGCUUCGAUGGCGAGUAUCUCAAGGAAACCGGACGUCGCAAUGGCGUCCGAACUGGAGAUCUUAGUCUGCUGCCUGCUGUGAAGAGUGGACCACAGCAGCUGGCAAACAUCAUUACGGCCGACGAUGACGAUAUGCUGAUUGUCGUUGAUCAGGAUGAGACCACAGUCAGCAGCAACAGCAACUCGCAGCAACAACAACAACAGCAUCAUCAUCAUCACCAGCAGCAGCAGCAACAACAAUUGCAAUCCAAGUCGAGCAACUCUUGGUUCUAUAAUGUGGGUGGACAAGUGGUGCCCUUGGAUCAGGCGGUGAUCCGUGCUAUUGGCCGUUGCCUCAGCUACGAGACGCGUCGCAAAAUGUUUGGCGCCAUUCUUCUCGUCGGCAGCAGCGCCAAGCUCCGUGGCCUUGCCGCCUGGCUGGAGCAGCGGAUCAGCCAACAAGUGCCGCCGGGCGUCGAGGUGAAUGUCUUCACCAAGGGCAUGGAUGUGGGCAUGGUGGCGUGGAAGGGGGCGGCCAUAAUGUCCGUGCUGGAGAGUGCACGGGAAUUGUGGAUCUCGCAGCGCGAAUGGCAGCGAUAUGGACUGCGUAUUCUGCGAGAGCGAUCGCCGUUCUUGUGGUGAAACUGCCAGCUAAUUAAGCAUUUUUGUAUGUAUCUCUAUCGAAUAUGCGUAGCAAAUGAUGAAUAUGUGAAUAUUAUACAUUGCAUACAUACUUUAUCUUAGUAAACUCCCAAUCACUUUCCA
Molecule: messenger RNA, 2135 nt
Organism: Drosophila albomicans
Lineage: Eukaryota; Metazoa; Arthropoda; Insecta; Diptera; Drosophilidae
Gene: Arp8
Product: actin-related protein 8
Exons: 2
Coding region: 111-2012 (633 amino acids)
Biological process (GO): double-strand break repair; regulation of DNA-templated transcription
Cellular component (GO): Ino80 complex
Source: RefSeq, a predicted model, not a curated record